Hyaloperonospora brassicae is the source of this 1176-nucleotide messenger RNA. NCBI's taxonomy places the organism in Eukaryota, Oomycota, Peronosporomycetes, Peronosporales, Peronosporaceae. The record is from the annotation of a GenBank genome assembly.
AUGGCGUCCAGGCCCCUCUGUCGCUACCUGCCGUCACAGACCGUCGUGGUUGCAGGCGCUGGCGUCGUGGGGCUCGCGGUUGCACGCACGGCUGCUCGCCAAGGGGCGAACGUGCUCCUGCUCGAGCAAAACGCGCGCGUGGGCCAGGAAACCAGCGCGCGCAGCAGCGAAGUCGUGCAUGCUGGGAUCUACUACGCCACAACGAGCUGGAAAGCGCGACUCUGUGUUCCAGGCCGACAGCAGCUCUACGAUUUCUGCAGGGCGUUCCACGUCCCGUUUGCACAAUGUGGCAAGCUCAUUGUGGCCCACGCCCACCAGCAAAAGCAGUUGCAGUCGAUUUGGCAGCAAGGUCUGGACAAUGGCGUACGGGACUUGCAGCUGCUUACAAGCAGCGAGGCGCAAGAGAUGGAGCCCCAUGUGCACUGUCACGAAGCCAUUUGGUCCCCGUCGACUGGCAUCGUGGACUCCCACGCACUACUGCAAGCGUUGCAAGGGGAUGCAGAAGCGCAUGGGAUGAUGGUAGCACGAGCGACUGCUGUGUGUGGAGGCACGUAUGAUGCAAAGGCCAAGACAUUUGUGAUUCGAGCAAUGGCGAACGAUGGAGAAAGGGAGCAGGAAGUCGAGUGUGACUACUUUGUCAAUGCUACGGGCAUGUUCGCGCCGGAGCUCGUGGACAAGAUCGUGUCGACGGAUGGACAGCACUCUGUGGGACGACCGCUUCCACGCGUCCCGGAACGGUUCGCGAAGGGCACGUACUUUAAGCUCAGUGCAGCACAUCGGCCAUUCAGACGCUUGGUGUAUCCGAUUCCUGAAGUUGGCGGCCUCGGUGUACACGCAACGAUUGAUUUGGCGGGCAAUGUCCGCUUCGGACCGGACGUUGAGUGGGUAGACGGAAUCGACUAUCAGCCCGACUCGUCAAAAGCAGAGCACUUUGCCGAGAGAAUUCGGGCAUACUGGCCUGACGCGCGCGCAGACUUGUUAGAAGCCGACUAUUGCGGUAUCCGUCCCAAGAUCACGAUAGACGGCAAGAUCGCUGAGGACUUUUACAUUGCCGAUGAACGUGUGCAUGGCAUACCAGGUCUCGUGCAUCUUUGUGGGAUCGAGUCUCCCGGUCUUACUGCGUCGCUCGCGAUAGCAGAUGUUGUUGUAAGGAAGCUGCUGGAUCGACGACAGUAG